Messenger RNA from Thlaspi arvense, 1023 nucleotides. Lineage: Eukaryota; Viridiplantae; Streptophyta; Magnoliopsida; Brassicales; Brassicaceae. The record is from the annotation of a GenBank genome assembly.
AUGUUGUGUUCGUCAAGGAGGAAGAAGAAGAAACAAAAGAAGAUCAAUUUCCACAAGAACGGGAGCUUAUUGCUUGAGGAACUCAUAGCAUCUUCAGGGGGUAAAUACAAUCCCAUCCGUACAUUUUCUUCCCACCAAAUCCUUCAAGCUACAAACAACUUCGACUUUAGCUACGCAAUCUGCGAAGACAGAUUCGUGUGGUACAAAGGCACGGUUGAAAACAGAGCCGUGCUGAUCAAGAACUACAAAGAGGAGCCCUUUAACUUUGCCGCUGACAAUAUCUACCGUGACAUAGCAGUCUCAUCGAUGAUGAGCAGUCACAAGAACGCUCUCAAGCUUUUAGGGUGUUGUCUGGAGUUUCCUAGUCCGGUUCUCGUGUGUGAAUACCCGGGAAAGGGAGCUCUCACCUAUAUGAGUGCAGGGGAAGGCAUCAAGCCAUUGGCUUGGAAUGUGAGAUUGAAGAUCGCCAAGGAGAUCGCUGACGCUGUAACGUAUCUUCAUACUGAAUUCCCUAGGACUAUAAUCCACAGGGAUUUAAAGCUUAGAAAUAUUUUCUUGGACGAGAACUGGACUGCCAAGAUCUCUUCUUUCAGCAUCAGCAUACCGAUUCCGGAGGGAGAGUCAGGUGUAGAAGACAUUGUUUGCGGGACAAAAGGCUUCGUCGAGCCCGAGUAUUGCUCAACAGGUUUCGUCACUGAGAAUGUUGACGUCUACGACCUUGGAAUCAUCAUGCUAAGUCUUUUGACAGGAAAGUCUGGAUUCACCCGAGAUGAUGAUGAUGCUAACGACUUUGUCCUAUUGCCUGACUAUGUUGAGAAGUGUCUGGAGCAAGAACUGUUCACCAAAUUGAUAGACCCAUCGAUGUUAAACAGCGCAGAUAACGAUAUUCCUGAUCAUUCAAGACUGCAGAUGGAAGCAUUUGUUACACUUGCUUUGAGAUGUAUCAGAUUCAGACCAGGAGAAAGCAGGCCUCGCAUGAUAGAUGUUGCAAAGGAACUCAAGCGUAUAGAGAAGCAGACCUGA